CUUACUCCAUUCAAGACACGGUCAACACAAUGCCAAUCGCAAUCAGUGAAGAGGCCCCGAGCUCUCCGCAGGUCAUGCAGGCGUUCUACCGCCGCCUGUUUCCCUACAAGCCCUUCUUCAAGUGGCUCAACCAAGGCGAUGUCCCGGGGAAGCUCUGGACACACCGCGAGUUUGCCUUCACGAUCGAGAACGAGGUCUACAUCCGCUACAACUCGUUCAACACGGCGUACGACUUCCAGAAGGAGGUGCUCCGUCUCACGCCGUCGCGUUUCGAGAUUGGCCCGCAGUACAGCGCAAGGCCACGCGACCGCAAGACCCUCCCCGCUGGCGCGCUCCAGCCCCAACGCCGCGAGCUCGUCUUCGAUAUCGACAUGACAGACUACGAUGAGAUUCGUACCUGCUGCUCGGACAAGGCCAUCUGCAAGCGCUGCUGGGGCUUCAUCGCCGCCGCCGUCAAGGUCCUAGACAAGGCAUUAAGGGAAACGUUUGGAUUCAAGCACCUCCUCUGGGUGUACUCUGGUCGACGUGGUAUUCAUUGCUGGGUGUCUGACAAGCUCGCCCUGGACCUCAACGACGACCAGCGCCGUGCCCUCGUCACCUUCCUCGAGGUGAUCAAGGGUGGCAAGGAGCAGGUCAAGAAGGUCAACGUGCGCGGUGGACGUGACGACGUCGAGUUGCAUCCUUCUCUUCAGGAGGCACUCGAGACGCUCAAGUAUGAGUUUGUCAGGAUCUGUCUCGACGACCAGGACGUGUUCCGCACCCAGAAGCAGUUUGACACGCUCCUCCAGCUCCUCCCUGCCGACCGAGACUCGACAGACGCUCUCCGCGAGCAGUGGCAAUCUGACCCCGACCGCUCGAGUGUGCAAAAGUGGGAUGAUGUCAGGAAGACUGUCCUGCAGCUCAAGAAGAAGGGCAGCACGAGCAGCAACAUCAUUGCGAAGAAGUACGAGAAGGCCAUGGAGGACAUCAUUCUCCAGUACACGUACCCCCGUAUCGAUGCCGAGGUGUCGAAGCACCGCAACCAUUUGCUCAAGGCGCCGUUCUGUGUGCACCCGGGUACCGGACGCGUCUGUGUACCCGUCGACCCCGCACGAGCUGAAGAGUUCGACCCGGCCAAGGUUCCUCAUGUUGGCGAGCUGCUGGUCGAGCUCGACCGUGCUGCCGCGGAUGACUCGUCUGCCAAGCUGCCAGAGGAAUACGACCGUACAUCUCUCAAGCCCUACGUUGAUAUGCUGGAGCGACACGCGCGCGCCAUUGUGACCGACGUUCGCGCUUCCCGGCCAGCUGUCAAGGACGAGAGCAUCGACUUCUAAGGGCAUGGUUACGACUUGUUGUAUGCAUAGACUGAUACUCGCCGUGGUGCAACGGAACUCUAUACAUCUGUUUCUAUGGGGUAUGGUUCGCGAUCAGUGGCCAUUGGUACCGUUCGCGCUGCCCUUGCCAUUCAACGCUGCCUGCACAUCCUCCGACUCGCCGAUAUCGUCCCACCUCUUCCUCUCGAGGUCGUACGCCUCCGUGACGCGGCCGUACGCGAUGCCGCCGAGACGGGACACGGGGCGCAAGCGCUCCGUGAGGACGCGGUACGGGUCCUUCUCGUCGAAGAUGAACUCCUUGGCGUGGAUGCGCUUCACGGUGCCCAGAAAGACAGUGUUGGACUCGGACCCGUCGGCCUUGCGCAGCGUGUAGUGAUGCAGCAGCUCCGCCUCGACGGAGAACGCGGCCUCGGCGACGUGCGGUGCGGCCACGACCUCGGACGCGCGUGGGGUCAGGCCCGUGAGCGCAAACUCGUCGACGCUGGGCGGGGCGUCGAGCGCCGCAAGGUUGGCCGCCUCGACCCACGACUCGGAGAUGAUGCUGACCGAGAAGCCCUUCGUGUCGAGGAUGUUACGCGCGGUGUCCUUCAGUCCCUUCUCGCCCGGCGCGACCGACACGACGAUGGUAGGCGGGUCCGCGCUGACAAUGUUGAAGAACGAGAACGGCGCGAUCUGGCGCGUGUCAGCUCUGCUGACCUCCGACCGCCCAACGCACAUUCUUCACGCCGUCCUUCGAGACCGUCGACACAAACGCCACGGGCCGCGGGGUAAUCGCACCCAUGAGCAGCUUGUACAGCUUCGCGCCGCUGUGCUCCUCUGGCACGAGGGUGCGGAAGGCAGACUCGGGGCGGUACGCGUCGGCAUUGGGGAGGGAGUUGAGGCCUCCGCCGGGGCGGAAGUCGGGCAGCGGGGGCUUGGUGUAGACUACCUCUGCGGCCGCAUUGAAGUCGGGGCGGGCAGCCUCGGUGACUUUGAAUGGCGGGCGAGACAUCCUUUGCGUGGGUUUACUUGGUUUCCAGUGGGUGUAGUACCGAGAGGCAGAUGUCGACGUCGAGUUAUAUACGCGCGGUGGUCGGGCAAGCAGUAGCCCACGCUGAAUCAUCG
Molecule: messenger RNA, 2417 nt
Organism: Vanrija pseudolonga
Lineage: Eukaryota; Fungi; Basidiomycota; Tremellomycetes; Trichosporonales; Trichosporonaceae
Gene: pri1
Product: DNA primase small subunit
Exons: 13
Coding region: 30-1313 (427 amino acids)
Biological process (GO): DNA replication, synthesis of primer
Cellular component (GO): alpha DNA polymerase:primase complex
Source: RefSeq, a predicted model, not a curated record